UUUUAGUAUUCAAAUUUACGCCAUUUGUCUGUGACAAUGAGGAAUAUAUAUUCAUAGGUUUAGACAUGCCUUGAAAUACUCCAAGCAUCGCCAAAGAAAAGCUUUAAAAGCGAUGGAACUGAUAAAUGUGGACAGUGGACAUUUCCUUGAAGUUUUCCAAGCAUGAUUCCAAGUUCUUACAAACCAAUUGAGAGCGAUAGCCCGCCAAGAACUUCUGAAAACACUACUAGUCGUGCUCAUGAUCAACAGAGCGUUCAUAAAAGACUACUAGGGAAGGUUAAAGAGAUAGAUAGAAGUUUUGUAGUUUCGAAGCUAUUUUACUUCUUCUUUUACACUGCUCUAGGUGCGCUAUUUCCAUUCUUCAGCCUGUACUACAAGCAACUAUGGCUUACUCCAAGUCAGAUUGGUAUUUUGCUGGCUCUUCGUCCAACUGUAAAGCUAAUUUGUUUACCACUUUGGAAAAUUAUCACCGAAAAAUACAGCAGGCCUAAAGCUGUGUACUUUAUUUCAAUUUUUGGAUGGUUAAUUGGAUAUUAUGGACAAACUCUGGUCUACACCUCUGAUACACCAUGCUAUGGCAUCAAUGUUAACCAAACAGCUUUCUCUACGCCUUUUGCUAGUGUUAAUUCAACGAACUUAUCCGACCAUUUGAAUGCAUCUUUGAUUAAGAAGCGAGAAUGGGAGUUAAGAAACACAGAGCUGCAAUCACAACCUGAACAUUAUCUAAAUGAGAACAGAGUUCGCAGAUCUGUAUAUGAUGAGAUAAUUGUUGAUGAAAUUGGAAAUGUUCCUUUCAAGAGGAGAAUAAGUAAAGAAUCACGAAGAAUUGUUGGGUCCCCAGAGGAGUCACAAGUGAAUGAUCAAGCGACGCCUAGAAAUAUUUUGUACACAGAUAAAAAUAUUCUUAGGACAAAUAAGUUGAGUGAUAACACAAGACAUGAUUAUACAAGGAAAAUUAAAGCAAAUGGCUUGGACAAGGAGGACUUGAGACAGGAAGGCCAUGGAUCAAUUGAAAAUGAAAACUUUGUUGAAAAGGAUUCCUAUAAACAUUCUAAUCUAGAAACAACAGGAAUAGUUGCCCCUGGGUUGAACAAUGAGGACAAAAACAAAGAUAUCAGCUCAAAUAAAUUCGUUAAAGAGGAAAAGAUUGAUCAACAAAGUGCAUUUCUGAAGGAGGACAUUAACGAUGAUAAUUCACAGCCACUAAUUGAAUUAAUUUCAAAACAAAAGCAUCUCGGGGCAUUUCAAAACGGAAACAUUUCUAAGAGUCCAAAACCAGCUGAUGACUUUAGAGUACGAUAUAACUUUUGGAUUCUAAGAACUCUAAUUGUGAUAGUCAUUCUAACAGAGAUUAUUACGUCACCAACGCCCAUGAUAGCAGACAGCGCGGUCAUCCAGUCACUUGCAGGAUCAAACAGUGACUAUGGAAGGCAGAGACUGUUUGGAUUCUUUGGAUUGGGACUCGCUGCGAUUUUGGUUGCUGUAUGGGUGUCAUAUUCUUCAUUCUGUCAUUACACAAACACUAUAAAUUAUCUUCCCUGCUUUUACAUCUUCCUUAUUGCUAUUGGUGCCACAGUGUUUGUAAGUCUGUUCUUUGACUUCCAGUCAGCCGAGACCAAUGGCAAUGAAGUCAAACUUCUGGAGACUCUAAAGAUAUUCAAGUUACCGCGCUAUGGGUUUUUUCUCUUUACGAUUUUCUUCACUGGAUUUGCUCACAGUCUCCAAAUUUCUUUUCUAUUUUGGUUUCUGCAAGACAUCGGUGGAACACCAACCUUAUUUGCUAUCAUUAUUCUAAUACAUAGUGUAUCAGAAGUUGUGAUGUAUUUUCUGGCACCUUACCUUGAUAAAGGUGUAGGACAUCAAGGAACAAUCUGCAUCGCUCUUGCAUGCUACACGGCGCGUUUUCUGAUGUAUGGAUCUCUGAAGCAUCCAUGGCUCAUUCUACCGAUGGAGAUGGUCCAGGGACUGACUUAUGGAGGUUUGUGGUCCGUCUCUGCUGUGUAUAUCCAAGCCCCUGAAGAAGCUACCAAGAUGAUCCAAAGUAUUCUGCACGGAGUGUACUGGGGCGUUGGCAUGGCAACAGGGGCGCUCGUCAGUGGUUUUGUCAUCGAAGCGUAUGGCGUGCAAAACGAAUUUCUCGUAAUGUCUCUUUUGAUGGCCAUCAUUUGUAUAGUGCAUCUAUUUAUUCUAUUAUUUGACCGAAUUCAGGAAAUGGAAGAGUCUCUCCAACGCAAACGCGAUUCUGGACUAGACAAGCUACAAUCUGAGAAGAAAGAGCCUGACAAUUUCAUAGGGGCAGCGGCUGCUCCAUUAGUGCCAUGCCUCUUGUAUGGCAGAUAAACUUUGAACCAUGAAUUGUUUUCACUGCUGUGGUUCUUCCUGCAGUCACACUGAAGCAAAUAGAUUAGGUCUGGAGGUCAUAAACAUUAAGUUGACAUAAAAAAGUACGUUUAUUUUUGAGAAUAUUUUUGAUACCCCUUGAAGCACAUUGAAAUGCAGCUCAAUCUGGGGAUAAAGCAAUAGGUUCCAAUUCUCUGGAGAUUGGAAUUCUUUUGUAUUGUCCCCCAGAUCGAGCUGCUUUGACGUCACAUGCAAGGGGUCAAUGGUGGUUAAAUGGAUCAAAAUUAACUAAGGGAUGUACUUCAUGUAUACGCGCCAACAAAUAUAAUUCAGAAGAGGUUAAAUUUACUAUAUUUAUAAUAAAUAAUCUAUAAUCUUCCUUGUAAGUCUAACUUUUGUAUUAAACACAUCUGGCUUUA
Molecule: messenger RNA, 2759 nt
Organism: Actinia tenebrosa (Australian red waratah sea anemone)
Lineage: Eukaryota; Metazoa; Cnidaria; Anthozoa; Actiniaria; Actiniidae
Product: major facilitator superfamily domain-containing protein 6-A
Cellular component (GO): membrane
Source: RefSeq, a predicted model, not a curated record